Erigeron canadensis is the source of this 1296-nucleotide messenger RNA. Its product is annotated as pollen-specific leucine-rich repeat extensin-like protein 1. The transcript has a single exon. The coding region runs from base 1 to 1296 and encodes 431 amino acids. The record is from RefSeq and is a predicted model, not a curated record. Lineage: Eukaryota; Viridiplantae; Streptophyta; Magnoliopsida; Asterales; Asteraceae.
AUGGCUUCACUGAGGGGUUGCCUAACACUAGGAUUCUUGUUCUUGGUUCUAUUUUCUAGUUAUGGCUCACCCUCAGGCUUGGCACGUAAGAUCAUCUCAGAUGAGAUCUUAGUAGAUUCAAAACGACAACUUAGUGAAGAAUAUUCAAUGCCAGAUACAGAUGCACCAAUGUUACCCGAUGAUGGUAUCUGGGUUCCCGAAUUGGUUAAAGAAGAUAGCAAGGGAUUCUUAGAAAUCCCACAUGACCACGAACCAUCCACAAGCAGGGAAGUCCCACAUGACCAUGGAUCUUCUACAAGCGGGAAAUCAACGAGCCCUGGUGAUGUGAAAGUUAAUUGUGGUUGUCCUGCUUGUGCACCUGCAGACGUGAUUCCAAACUGUCCAAGCAAUUGUCCUACUCCUACAUGUGGGGGUGCUCCGGUCUAUUACCCUCCCCAACCCGCCCCUGGAUGUCACACUCCUCCUCCUCACACCGAACCAUUGAAUCCUCAACCUGAACCGAUGAAUCCUCCUGAACCUGAACCACUAAAUCCUCAACCAGAACCGUUGAAUCCUCCUCAACCUGCACCAGUGAAUCCUGCCUAUCCUUGCCCUCCUUAUCAACCAAGUUAUCCACCCCAGGUUAACCCUGGAUGUCAACCUGCUUCUCCUACUCAACCGGAACCAACUUAUCCUCCCCAAGUCAACCCUGGAUGUCAACCAGCCUCUCCUCCACAGUUUAACCCUGGAUGUCAACCAGCCACUCCUCAACCGCAACCAACUGUUCCUCCGCAACCGGAACCAAACUAUCCUCCCCAACCAAACUUUCCACCUCAACCCCAACCAAACUUUCCACCUCAACCCCAACCAACCUAUCCACCUCAAAUAGAACCGACCAAUCCUCCUCAACCAGCCUUUCCUCCCCAACCGGCACCGACCUAUCCUCCCUGGCACAAACCAUCUUAUCCUCCCAAGACCAAAGGAGACAUUCCUCCUCCACUAGAUGGUCCUAGAGGUAAACUUGGAUGUUCCUUGCUCGGAGGCUGUAAAAGUCCACGAGGUGACAAACAAAAGUCACUACAAGAGCGGGAUACUACUGAAAAUUCCUCGAUGAACGAGGUUCAAUCAGAAUCCAUUCAUGAGAAGGAUGAAUUCAUGAAUGAAGACAGCAGGUCUUCUCGCCCAUCUUUACCUAGUCCCUCAAUGAAUGAGGUUCAAGUAGAAUCCAUUCAUAAAAAUGAAGAUGAUGGGUCCAAGAAUGAAGACAGUUGGAGUGGCCCAUCCACUCCAACCCCCCCAUCUCCACGUAGUUCCUAA